Amaranthus tricolor (Joseph's coat) is the source of this 2435-nucleotide messenger RNA. RefSeq names its product caffeoylshikimate esterase. The coding region runs from base 185 to 1384 and encodes 399 amino acids. Gene Ontology annotation, cellular component: membrane. The record is from RefSeq and is a predicted model, not a curated record. Lineage: Eukaryota; Viridiplantae; Streptophyta; Magnoliopsida; Caryophyllales; Amaranthaceae. The transcript is spliced from 9 exons. Gene Ontology annotation, molecular function: lipase activity.
AACAAAAGCAACGUAAUCAACGCAAAAGCGUCUUACUCUUACCCUUCGUCUAUUUCUGACCAUUGGUAUCCCCAUUUUCAACCGUUUGAUCUCAUUCAAGUCAUUUUAUUCAAAAGUAUUAUUCAUUCCAUAUCCGUAUUUAAUUAUAAGACAAAUUAGUACUUUUAUAAUUAUUUUUCCCAAAAUGGCGUUGAAUUUUGCAAAAUCGUAUCCUCUACAUGAUGAUAAUGCCAGAAAUCAAAGAAGAGGGUUUAAUUGCGUCCUUUGCAUUGGUUCUGGAAGAAGCAAUCAUAAAGUAGAGAAGAAGAAGAAACAAAAAAGAGAACCUAAAUCAAUGUCUUUUUCUCCACCUUCUUCUGAAAUUAAUGGGAUUUCAGAUGAUCUUAAGAAAAUUAUUGAUGCUAAUAUGGAUGAAGCUCCUAAUCGUCGCCAUGCCCGUGAAGCUUUUAAGAAGAUUCAGCUUUCAAUAGAUCAUUGCUUGUUUAAGGCUCCAACUCAGGGUUUGAAGAUCGAUGAGGGUUAUGAAAAGAACUCACGAGGUUUGCAAAUUUUCUACAAAUCUUGGCUUCCAGAGUCAUCUCCUCCAAAAGCAUUGAUUUGCUUUUGUCAUGGUUAUGGAGACACUUGCACAUUUUUCUUUGAAGGAAUCGCUAGAAAGUUAGCACUAGCUGGAUAUGGAGUUUGUGCAAUGGAUUAUCCCGGUUUUGGCCUUUCUGAUGGUCUUCAUGGCUAUAUUAAAAAUUUUGAUCAGCUCGUGGAUGAUGUGAUUGAGCACUACUCCAAAAUCAAAGAAAAACCAGAGUUUCGCAACCGCCCCUUCUUUCUGUUUGGACAGUCAAUGGGCGGGGCUGUGGCUCUUAAGAUUCACCUAAAGCAGCCGAAGGCGUGGAACGGUGCUGUUCUUGUGGCACCCAUGUGCAAAAUUGCAGAUGAUAUGUAUCCUCCUUUUAUAUUGACCCAAAUUCUAAUUUCAUUAGCCAAGGUCUUUCCCAAAUGGAAAAUGGUUCCACAAAAAGAUUUAGCUGAUAUUGCGUUCCGUGAGAAGAAAGAGCUGGCAAACUAUAAUGUCAUUGCUUACAAAGACAAACCGCGACUGAAGACAGCUGUUGAGAUGCUUCGCACAACAGAUGAAAUCGCUAGUCGGCUGGAGGAAGUCUCAAUGCCGUUUUUGAUCCUACAUGGAGAGGCUGAUAUAGUGACCAAUCCCUCGGUAAGCAAGGCUUUAUAUGAAAAGGCGAGCAGCAAGGACAAAAAACUGCUUCUGUGCAAGGAUUCUUAUCACGCCAUUCUCGAAGGCGAGCCAGACGAUGUAAUUGAAAGAGUUUUUGGUGAUAUCAUAUCUUGGUUAGAUGAACAUAGUACUGAAAAUGCUGCUCAGAGCUGAUCUCAUACUAGGUGUUUGUAGUUCCUGUUUUGUUCUAUACAUAAAUUUUGAGCUUUAAACGUAUUUAGAUGGUAGAAAUAUUGUUAUUUUUUGAACCUUAAAACAUUUAUGUAGGUAAUAUACAAUAUACAUGAAGUAAAUAUAAUUGAAUAUAUCACGUAUUUCUACAUUCUCCUUCUCCAGAUCCCCUCCCUAUGUAUUGGAAGAUGUCAUCGUUUGCUGAGACAACGAUUCACUUAGAUUUAAAUCGUUUUCUGAUACGACGAUUUUGACCCAAAUUGACAGGCCAAGUUGGGCUUGUAGCAGAGCCAAAAACGUUGCUCUAGAUAGUGUUUUUCCCCUUAAACACUGCACUUGAUAUCAAUUUUUAUUUUAAUGUUUUUUCUUUUGCUAAAGAUUAAAGCAACGAAGAGGUAAUUCUAACGAGAUUUAAACCUUGAACCUCCCAUAUAUAAAUUACUACAAUGUUUAUGAUCCUACCAACACCAUAUCACUUACCUUUUUAUUGCACUUAUGUCCCAUUUGCUUGUCGUUAUUAAAUGGUGGAAAUAAUUAUGAAAAAUUAGUGUAAUUUUGAAAUGAAAAUCAUUAAUGACAAGUUUAAUGGUUAUAGUUGUUUAACUCCAAUCAUCUUAUUUUCGUCACAAAAUUCAUUACCAUUUGAACUGUAUUAGUAGAUGUUAAUGGAAAAUUUCGAAUAAAAAAAUCAUUAAAAUUUUUUAAUUAUGGGAAUCAUAUUUCAUGAACAUUUACAAUUCAAAUUAUUAUCAUUACCAUCAUUUACUAUGAUAAAUAGGUCGUUAGUACUUGAUAGUCGGUACUGUAUUAAGAAAACAACUCAAUCGAAACUGCUAGUUUGAUUCCAAAAUAAGUUAAAUACAUACUAUGUAGCAUUAAAUAUUGAAGAUCCACAACUCAUUCAUAAAUUUGAAAAUUAAAAUUUUAGAGACUAAAAUAAGCUACUUCAAAUUCUUUAAAAAAAGUACUUCAAACAUGAAAAUAUAUAAAUUUGCAAGCCAAGAUGAGCACCUCCAAACUUGAAGCCACUUAA